This is a messenger RNA of Dipodomys spectabilis (banner-tailed kangaroo rat), 984 nucleotides long. RefSeq names its product BarH like homeobox 1 (gene Barhl1). Gene Ontology annotation, cellular component: nucleus. Bases 1 to 984 code for a protein of 327 amino acids. Lineage: Eukaryota; Metazoa; Chordata; Mammalia; Rodentia; Heteromyidae. Gene Ontology annotation, biological process: regulation of transcription by RNA polymerase II. Gene Ontology annotation, molecular function: DNA-binding transcription factor activity, RNA polymerase II-specific; RNA polymerase II transcription regulatory region sequence-specific DNA binding. The transcript has 3 exons. The record is from RefSeq and is a predicted model, not a curated record.
AUGGAAGGCUCCAAUGGCUUCGGGAUCGACUCCAUCCUCUCCCACCGGGCGGGCAGCCCCGCCCUUCCCAAGGGGGACCCCUUGCUCGGGGACUGCCGCUCACCCCUGGAGCUGAGCCCGCGCUCGGAAAGCAGCAGCGACUGCUCUUCGCCAGCCUCGCCGGGGAGGGACUGUCUGGAGACGGGCGCCCCGCGGCCCGGCGCCCCGCCGGGCCCGGCCUUGGACGCUCACCUGCCGCCCGGGCCGCUCUCGGCGCCGGCCCAGUCGCGCACCGUCACCUCCUCCUUUCUGAUCAGGGACAUCCUCGCCGACUGCAAGCCCCUGGCGGCCUGCGCGCCCUACUCGAGCUGCGGGCCGCCCGCGGGCCCCGAGCCCGGGGGCCGCCUCUCGGCCAAGGCCGGGGAGGACUUCCGCGAGAAGCUAGACAAAAACGGCAGCACCACGUCUUCGGAUUCGGAAUACAAAGUGAAGGAGGAGGGCGACCGCGAGAUCUCCAGCUCCCGGGACAGCCCGCCCGUGCGCCUCAAGAAGCCGCGCAAGGCGCGCACGGCCUUCACCGACCAUCAGCUGGCGCAGCUGGAGCGCAGCUUCGAGCGGCAGAAGUACCUGAGCGUGCAGGACCGCAUGGAGCUGGCCGCCUCGCUCAACCUCACCGACACGCAGGUCAAGACCUGGUACCAGAACCGCAGGACGAAGUGGAAGCGGCAGACGGCCGUGGGGCUGGAGCUGCUGGCGGAGGCCGGCAACUACUCGGCGCUGCAGAGGAUGUUCCCGUCGCCGUACUUCUACCCGCAGAGCCUCGUGUCCAACCUGGACCCCGGCGCCGCGCUCUACCUGUACCGCGGCCCCAGCGCGCCGCCGCCCGCGCUGCAGAGGCCGCUGGUGCCCCGCAUCCUCAUCCACGGGCUGCAGGGCGCCAGCGAGCCGCCGCCGCCGCUGCCCCCGCUGGCGGGCGUCCUCCCGCGCGCCGCGCAGCCUCGGUGA